This is a messenger RNA of Funneliformis geosporum, 178 nucleotides long. Lineage: Eukaryota; Fungi; Glomeromycota; Glomeromycetes; Glomerales; Glomeraceae. The record is from the annotation of a GenBank genome assembly.
UUUACUUAACUAUGAGAUUACGAGUCAUGAUUUAUAUAGAAGGUCAGAUACACUAGAAAGAUUUGUUACAAAAAUAGAAGAGGAGCUUUUAAUCAUCCAGAAAGAUUUAUUAGCAUCAGCUGAAAUAAUCCUGACACCUAGAGAUCUUAAAGAAUACAAUAAAAUAACUGAAUGCUAG